AUGAAGACACUGCCAGUCAUGCUUAGAAUUGGGAAAUUGUUUUGGGCCCUCUUCCUAAGCCCUCAUCUAGACAUCUGGAGCAUUCACGGGGAAGAAUCAUGUGAAGUACAACUUUACAUUAAGAGACAAUCCUUACACUUUGUCUCAGUGGGAAAGUCCUUUCAACUUGAAUGCCCUGUGAAAUACUGUAAUGACAGGCCUAAUGUGACUUGGUGCAAGCUCAAAGGGACAAACUGUUCAGAUUUUGGAGACAGAUUUCAGCACACAAGUUGGGAAGAAAAGAAGAAUAUUUCAGUUUUUAUUCUACAUUUUGAACCAGUGCUUCCUAGUGACAAUGGGUCAUAUCGCUGCUUUGUGAAUCUUUCAUCUAAACUCAUUACAAGCCACUCAACAGCCAUUAAUGUGAUAGAUCCAUCCAGUGCCUCAGCAAGACCCUCCGAGGAAGAGAUGGCAAACAGACCUUGGCUCUUUUAUAGUUUGCUUGCUUUGGGGGGAUUACUUCUACUCAUUACCUGUUCCUGCCUGCUCUUCUGCCUGAGAAGGCACCAAGGGAAACAAAAGAAGCUCUCCGACACAGCCAGAGGGGAAAUUAACCUGGUUGAUGUUCCCCAGCUUUUUAAGAGUGAGCAAAUGGAAGAGGGCACUGGACAAAAUUCUCAAACAUUGCCAUCAGAAACUGGAAUUUAUGAUAAUGACCCUGAAACUUGGUUCAGAAUGCAGGAAGAGUCUGAAGUUUAUUCUCAGCCAUGCCUAGAAGAAAACAAGCAGGGUAUUGUUUAUGCUUCCCUGAACCAUUCCAUCAUUGGAAUGAAGCCCAAACAGGCAAGAAAUAUACAAGAAACACCGACAGAAUAUGCCUCCAUAUGUGUGAGAAGUUAA
Messenger RNA from Otolemur garnettii (small-eared galago), 879 nucleotides. RefSeq names its product B and T lymphocyte associated (gene BTLA). Gene Ontology annotation, cellular component: plasma membrane. NCBI's taxonomy places the organism in Eukaryota, Metazoa, Chordata, Mammalia, Primates, Galagidae. The record is from RefSeq and is a predicted model, not a curated record. Gene Ontology annotation, molecular function: signaling receptor activity. The coding region runs from base 1 to 879 and encodes 292 amino acids. Gene Ontology annotation, biological process: immune response-regulating cell surface receptor signaling pathway. The transcript is spliced from 5 exons.